AUGGCGGAUAAUGGCAGCUCAGGUGCGCCUCCGUUGGAGGUCACGAAUGCAGUGCUCGUCAAAUCCGAGGAAAUGCCCAAGGAUGCCCAAAAGGUGGAAGAGCUCGACUUUAACAAGCUGAAAGGGCCCAUUACCGCAGAGGAUUUGUUCCUGGGUAUGAGGAACAUGGGAUUCCAGGCAACAUCCAUGAGCGAGGCUAUAAGGAUCAUCAACGACAUGAGGGCGUGGAGAGAUCCCGAAACGGGAGACAAGACGACCAUCUUUCUCGGAUACACCUCCAAUCUCAUCUCAUCUGGUCUAAGGGGUGUCUUUCGGUGGCUGGUGGAGCACAAGCAUGUCUCAUGCAUUGUCACGACGGCCGGAGGCGUAGAGGAGGAUUUCAUCAAGUGUCUCGGUGAGACAUACAUGAGCUCAUUCAGUGCCCCCGGCGCAGACCUGCGGAAAAAGGGCCUCAACCGCAUCGGGAACCUCGUCGUACCCAACGCCAACUACUGCGCUUUCGAGGACUGGGUGGUGCCCAUCUUUGAUAAGAUGCUGGAGGAACAGGAGGCCAGCAAAGGAACCGAGGACGAGAUUCACUGGACGCCGUCAAAGGUCAUCCACCGACUGGGCAAGGAGAUUAAUGACGAGCGAUCAGUCUAUUACUGGGCGUACAAGAACGACAUACCUGUCUUCUGUCCCGCGCUGACGGACGGCAGCCUUGGAGAUAUGCUCUACUUUCACACGUUCAAGACCUCACCACAGCAGCUCAGGAUUGACCUCGUGGAGGAUAUUCGACGCAUUAACACGAUUGCCGUUCGCGCGAAGCGAGCAGGCAUGAUCAUCCUGGGAGGAGGUGUCGUGAAGCACCACAUUGCAAAUGCAUGCCUCAUGAGAAAUGGUGCGGAAUCUGCCGUAUAUAUCAACACAGCGCAGGAGUUUGACGGCAGUGACGCCGGUGCGCGGCCUGACGAAGCAGUAUCAUGGGGUAAGAUCAAGAUUGGCGCAGAUAAUGUCAAGGUCUAUCUCGAGGCGACAGCAUGCUUUCCAUUUAUCGUGGCGAAUACAUUUGCAAAAGACAUCUAG
Molecule: messenger RNA, 1065 nt
Organism: Trichoderma reesei QM6a
Lineage: Eukaryota; Fungi; Ascomycota; Sordariomycetes; Hypocreales; Hypocreaceae
Gene: dhyS
Product: deoxyhypusine synthase
Exons: 3
Coding region: 1-1065 (354 amino acids)
Biological process (GO): peptidyl-hypusine biosynthetic process
Cellular component (GO): cytoplasm
Molecular function (GO): deoxyhypusine synthase activity
Source: RefSeq, a predicted model, not a curated record